AUGAGACAGGCACAACACGCGGCAAACGGCACAGCACAUGAGACAGGCACAACACGCGGCAACCGACACAGCCAUGAGACAGACAUAACACGCCGUAAAUGCCACAACGUAUGGGACAGGCACAACACGCGGCAACCGCCACAGCGCAUGAGACAGGCACAACACGCGGCAACCGCCACAGCGCAUGAGACAGGCACAACACGCGGCAACCGACACAACUCAUGGGACAGGCACAACACGCGACAACCGGCACAACGCAUGGGACAGGCACAACACGCGACAACCGGCACAACGCAUGAGACAGGCACAACACGCGACAACCGGCACAACGCAUGGGACAGGCACAACACGCGACAACCGGCACAACGCAUGAGACAGGCACAACACGCGACAACCGGCACAACGCAUGGGACAGACAUUACACGCGAUAACCGGCACAACGCAUGA
Molecule: messenger RNA, 447 nt
Organism: Homalodisca vitripennis (glassy-winged sharpshooter)
Lineage: Eukaryota; Metazoa; Arthropoda; Insecta; Hemiptera; Cicadellidae
Exons: 2
Coding region: 1-447 (148 amino acids)
Source: RefSeq, a predicted model, not a curated record